UACCAAAUCACACUUAGUUAUACAUCAAAAGUGAGAGUGCACUUACUAAAUUGCAAGAAUAUAUAAGAAGAAAAGAAAGCAGAAUAGACGUAAGAUAGACCAUACGAAUCUUUCACUUUUUUUGCGUGAUUUGUACGGUCUAUCCAACGCCAAUCUGCAAUCUUUUUCUCUCUUUUUUGUUGUUGUUGUUGUGCACUAAAGUGGAUCCAAUUCCUUUUAUAGCAGGUAGGCAGUGAAGACACAUAGAUUUCUGGCGUUGGAUCUUGUUGUGCACAAGCGGAUCCUACUCAUUUUGCAGCAGGUUUAUUUCUGAAAACCCACCUAGUACCAAUGAUUGUUUGGGCUUUGGGAUGAAGUUUUUUCUUGCACAUUGCGAUGAUCCAGUCAGCAUCUAGAAGAGCCUCUUUGAUGUUUUUUGCCUCAAUCUACAGGUAGGCAGUGAAGACACAUAGAUUUCUGACCUUGGAUCUUGUUGUGCACAAGCGGAUCCUACUCAUUUUGUAGCAGGAUCUGGGUUCGCGUUAUUAUCUGUUUUUUGUUGUGGGGUUUUAGUUUACUCAUUUGGGUUGCUUUUAAUUAGUGAAAAAUCAUACUUUUACUGUAAAAAUGGAUGGUGAUGAUGGUAGAGUUUCUGAGAAACCCUCUUACUGGCUUGAUGCUUGUGAGGAUAUCUCAUGUGAUGAUCUUAUACAAGAUUUUGUCCCCGGGUCGACCGCUCUACCCGUUCCGCCAUUGAAUCAAUUGGGUCCGGAUGGGAGUCUUGAUCCUUGUUUCUUUGGUGGUAUUGAUGGGAUACUUGAAAAAUUAAAGAAUGGUGAUGAUUUCAUACCGGAAUCGGAUAGUAAAGAUUCAGCUGCACCUGAAAUUUCCAAUUACAGUGGGCCACAAGUUAACAAGGAUACAGAGCAAAAGAAGUCUUUAGACGAAGGAAAUGGAUUUAGGCAUAAGGAACGAGAUUAUUAUGAUAAAGAAGAGAGAAAUGGAAAAAGGGCGCGACUUGGUGAUGAUAGCUACCAGAGGAGAGGAGGGCGUGGUAGACCUUUGGGCAGGAAGAGACUCCGCGAGAGUGAUGAGAUGAAUAGAGUAGAGAGGGAUCAAAGAAAAAGAAGAGAAAGUCGUGGGGGUGGCGGCGGUGGAAGAGAUAGGGACUGGAGGGAAGGGAGGGGCUAUUGGGAAUGGGACAAAGAAAGGAAAGAGAUGGUUCAUCGUGUGGGUUCAUGGGAAGCCGAUAGAAAUCGAGAGGGAAAGUUACCAACUGAGAGAAGCCUUGAAGCUUCUGGAGUUGUUGAGAAGAAAGAUGACAAACCAAAGGAACAAGCUCCCAAGGAGCAAGCACGAAAGUAUCAGUUGGAUGUGCUUGAACAUGCCAGAAAGAACAAUACCAUCGCUUUUCUUGAAACAGGAUCUGGAAAAACGCUUAUUGCUAUCCUCCUCAUGAAUAGUCUAUGUAGUGAUUUGCAAAAGAAGAACAAGAAAAUGCUGGCAGUUUUUCUGGUUCCUAAAGUUCCACUUGUUUAUCAGCAAGCAGAAGUUAUUCGUGACCAAACCGGUUAUCAAGUUGGCCAUUAUUGUGGUGAGAUGGGCCAAGAUUUUUGGGAUGCACGAAAGUGGCAGCGUGAGUUUGAAACUAAACAGGUCCUGGUUAUGACUGCCCAGAUUCUUUUGAACAUCUUGAGGCACAGUAUAAUAAAAAUGGAAGCAAUUAAUCUCCUUAUUAUGGAUGAAUGUCAUCAUGCUGUGAAGAAGCAUCCAUAUUCUUUAGUCAUGUCUGAGUUCUAUCAUACGACACAAAAGGAGAAAAGGCCAUCUGUUUUUGGCAUGACUGCUUCACCUGUUAACUUGAAGGGUGUUUCCAGCCAAGUUGAUUGUGCAAUAAAGAUUCGUAAUUUGGAGACUAAAUUAGAUUCGGUCGUCUUUACCAUAAAGGACCGCAAGGAGCUGGAGAAACAUGUCCCAAUGCCGUCAGAAGUAGUAGUGGAGUAUGAUAAAGGUGCUAAUCUGUGGUCCCUUCACGAACAAAUAAAACAAAUGGAAUUAGCAGUUGAAGAAGCUGCUCGGGCAAGUUCCAGAAGAAGUAAAUGGCAGUUUAUGGGCGCUUGUGAUGCUGGAGCUAGUGCAGAGCUGCGCCAAGUCUAUGGUGUAUCUGAAAGAACUGAAAGUGAUGGGGCUGCUAAUCUAAUUCAAAAGUUGAGGGCUAUCAACUAUGCUCUUGGUGAACUGGGACAGUGGUGUGCCUAUAAGGUAGCACAUUCUUUUUUGACAGCUCUACAAAAUGAUGAAAGGGCAAGCUACCAGCUUGAUGUCAAGUUCCAAGAAUCCUACCUGGAUAAGGUUGUCUCUCUCUUGCAAUGCCAGUUAUCGGAGGGGGCCAUUGCAGAAAGUAACUUGAAUGGCGAGAUGGAUAAAGGUGAUAAUCCGAAUAGUGAUCGGCCUGAUGAGAUGGAGGAGGGCGAGCUUCUUGAAAGUCAUGUUGUAUCUGUUGGAGAGCAUGUAGAUGUGAUUCUAGGAGCUGCUGUGGCUGAUGGGAAAGUGACACCAAAAAUUCAAUCAUUAAUUAAGAUACUUCUCAAGUAUCAGCAUACUGAGGAUUUUCGUGCUAUAAUAUUCGUUGAACGCGUUGUGACUGCCUUGGUUCUUCCAAAGGUUUUUGAGGAGCUCCCUUCCCUAAGUUUUAUCACUUCAUCAAGUUUAAUUGGGCACAACAAUACUCAAGAAAUGCGAACAGGUCAAAUGCAAGAUACGAUAGCCAAGUUUCGAGAUGGUCGUAUUAAUUUGUUAGUUGCCACUAGUGUUGCUGAGGAAGGACUUGACAUCCGGCAAUGCAACGUUGUCAUCCGGUUUGACCUGGCCAAAACUAUUUUGGCGUAUAUCCAGUCUAGGGGCCGUGCCCGUAAGCCUGGAUCAGAUUAUAUUUUGAUGGUUGAGAGGGAUAAUUCAUCACAUGAAGCAUUUCUGAGGAAUGCCAGAAACAGUGAAGAGACGUUGCGGAAAGAAGCAAUUGAACGGACUGAUAUUAGUCAUCUCAAAGGAGUGAUCUCUCGGGAGGCACCAACAGAUUCAGUUUAUCAGGUGGAGUCCACUGGAGCUGUUGUGAGCUUAAAUUCUGCUGUUGGGUUGAUCCACUUCUAUUGCUCCCAAUUACCAAGUGACAGGUACUCGAUUCUCCGUCCUGAGUUUAUAAUGGAGCGUCACGAGAAGUCAGGUUGUGCAACCGAAUAUUCAUGCAGGCUUCAACUCCCCUGCAAUGCACCGUUUGAGAAACUUGAGGGCCCUGUAUGCAGCUCAAUGCGCGUUGCACAGCAGGCUGUUUGCUUGGAUGCUUGCAAGAAGCUCCACCAGAUGGGGGCAUUCACGGACAUGCUCUUGCCAGACAAGGGAAGUGGGGUGGAGUUGGAGAAAGUUGAACAGGAUGAUGAAAGUGAUCCAAUUCCCGGAACUUCCCGGCACAGGGAAUUUUAUCCCGAAGGUGUUGCUGAUAUUCUGAGGGGUGAUUGGAUUUUGUCGGGGAAGGAUUCGUGUGACAGCUCAAAGUUAACUCAUCUCUAUAUGUAUGCUAUCAAAUGUGUGAAUGUUGGCACCUCGAAGGACUCAUUCUUAACUGAUGUGUCAGAGUUCGCUAUACUGUUUGGCAAUGAGCUGGAUGCAGAGGUAUUAUCGAUGUCGAUGGAUUUGUUUAUUGCUCGAACAGUAGUAACGAAGGCGACUCUUGUCUUCAGAGGGGCAAUAGACGUUACAGAGUCUCAGUUGGCGUCCCUUAAGAGCUUUCAUGUAAGAAUGAUGAGCAUUGUUUUGGAUGUUGAUGUUGAGCCGUCCACCACUCCUUGGGACCCAGCAAAGGCAUAUCUAUUUGCCCUUGUUACUGGUGAUGAAUCUGGAGAUCCUGCAAAAGAUAUCAACUGGGAUCAUAUUAACAAAAUUACUAAAACUGAUGUAUGGAGCAAUCCUCUUCAGAGAGCUCGCCCAGAUGUGUAUCUUGGCACCAAUGAGCGUGCUCUUGGUGGAGACCGAAGGGAAUAUGGGUUCGCAAAAUUGCGACAUGGUAUGGCCUUUGGACUGAAGUCUCAUCCAACAUAUGGUGUUAGAGGUGCUAUUGCACACUUUGAUGUGGUCAAAGCAUCUGGAUUGGUCCCUAACCGGAGUAGCCUUGAUAUGGUUGAAAUUGACAAGAUAGUGAUGGCUGACUGUUGUCUUAGAGCAGAAGAUAUAGUAGGAAGAAUUGUCACUGCUGCUCAUUCUGGAAAGAGAUUUUAUGUUGAUUCCAUUCGCAAUGAUAUGACUGCCGAGAACUCAUUUCCUAGGAAAGAAGGUUACCUUGGUCCUCUUGAGUACAGCAGUUACGCUGCUUAUUAUAAGCAAAAAUAUGGAGUUGAUUUGGUUUAUAAAAAGCAGCCUCUAAUAAGAGGCCGCGGUGUUUCAUAUUGCAAGAACCUUCUGUCACCACGAUUUGAUCAUUCAGAAGAACACGAGGGUGAAUUCGAAGAGUCAACUGACAAAACGUAUUAUGUUUUCCUCCCUCCUGAGCUCUGUUUCUUGCAUCCACUUCCGGGAUCCCUUAUUCGGGGUGCUCAGAGAUUGCCCUCGAUCAUGAGGAGGAUUGAGAGCAUGCUGCUUGCUGUUCAGCUUAAGGAAAUGAUUGGUUACCCUGUCCCAGCACUGAAGAUCUUGGAAGCACUGACAGCCGCAUCUUGCCAGGAGACGUUCUGCUAUGAAAGAGCAGAACUUCUUGGAGAUGCAUAUCUGAAAUGGGUUGUUAGUCGGUAUCUUUUCCUCAAGUAUCCCGAGAAACAUGAAGGUCAACUUACCAGGAUGAGACAACAAAUGGUAAGCAACAUGGUGCUGUACCAAAAUGCCUUAAGUAAAGGACUCCAAUCAUACAUCCAAGCAGAUCGAUUUUCUCCAUCGAGAUGGGCUGCUCCUGGGGUGUUGCCUGUUUAUGAUGAGGAUACCAAUGAAGAAGAAGAAUCGUCAAUGUUUGAUCAUGAAACAACAGAAAACGGGACUGUAGCAGCAAUGGCAGCUCUAGCUGGUGAUGAGUUUGAAGAUGAUGAAAUGGAAGAAGGUGAGCUUGAUAAUGAUUCAGGUUCGUAUCGUGUACUCUCUAGCAAGACGAUGGCUGAUGUUGUGGAAGCACUGAUUGGAGUAUAUUAUGUUGAGGGUGGAAAGUAUGCUGCAAACCACUUCAUGAAAUGGAUUGGGGUUGAGGUUGAUUUCAAUUUCAAUUUCAAAGAGACUGAAUACUCUAUUAGGCCUUAUAGCAUUCCCGAGAAUGUACUCAGGAGUGUUGACUUUGAUGCAUUACAAGGUGCUUUGAACAUCACCUUCAAUGAUAAAGGCCUACUGCUAGAAGCAAUUACCCAUGCUUCACGUCCGUCUUCAGGAGUCUCCUGUUAUCAAAGACUCGAGUUUGUGGGUGAUGCAGUAUUAGACCAUCUCAUCACGAGGCACUUGUUCUUUACAUACACAGAUCUUCCCCCAGGCCGAUUGACCGACUUGCGAGCUGCUGCUGUGAACAAUGAGAAUUUCGCACGCGUUGCUGUUAAACACAGCCUUCAUUUACACCUUCGUCACGGAUCUAGUGCUCUAGAAAAGCAGAUUCGUGACUUUGUGAACGAGGUUAAAAAUGAACAAUCAAAACCAGGUUUCAACUCCUUUGGUUUGGGGGAUUGCAAAGCUCCUAAAGUUCUUGGUGAUAUUUUCGAAUCAAUUGCUGGGGCUAUUUUUCUCGACAGUGGGUGUAAUACUAAAGUUGUAUGGGAGGUUUUCCAACCACUGUUGCAUCCGAUGGUCACACCAGAAACACUGCCAAUGCAUCCAGUUCGUGAACUGCAAGAGCGUUGUCAACAACUAGCUCAAGGUUUAGAGUACAAAGCAACUCGAAGUGGGAAUAUAGCUACAGUUGAAGUAUAUGUGGAUGGUCUUCAGGUUGGAAUGGCGCAGAAUCCUCAGAAAAAAAUGGCACAGAAGUUGGCUGCCAGGAAUGCCCUUGUUGUGUUGAAAGACAGGGAGGAAGCUGAAGCUAAGAAGGCUGAUGAUGGGAAGAAUAAGAAGAAUGGAAACCCGAGUUUUACUAGGCAGACAUUGAAUGAUAUAUGCUUACGCAGAAAUUGGCCUAUGCCACUGUAUCGAUGUGUGCACGAGGGUGGUCCAGCACAUGCAAAGAGGUUUACAUAUGGUGUACGCGUAAAUACUUCGGACAAAGGGUGGACAGAUGAAUGUAUCGGGGAACCUAUGCCGAGUGUAAAGAAAGCCAAGGAUUCUUCAGCAUCUCUUCUUUUGGAACUCUUAAAUAGAUGGUACUCAUAAAACCUUUGUGCAACUCUAGUCUUCUGUCGCGUUUAUCUAGUUUAUUACCUCUUUAUGUUUCUGUCAUUCGGGCUGCGUCCCUAGACCUUUGUACUGAGUUUCUAUCAGAUGCUCCUUGACUAUGUUAUUGUGGGAUUCAGAUUGUUUUCCCCACAUGUAAUACUUCUUUCGAAUAUUUUGCUGCUUAUGAUAUUCUGAAACCUUGUCUUUUUCAAAA
This is a messenger RNA of Lycium ferocissimum, 6520 nucleotides long. RefSeq names its product endoribonuclease Dicer homolog 1. The record is from RefSeq and is a predicted model, not a curated record. The transcript is spliced from 23 exons. The coding region runs from base 607 to 6303 and encodes 1898 amino acids. Gene Ontology annotation, cellular component: nucleus; cytoplasm. NCBI's taxonomy places the organism in Eukaryota, Viridiplantae, Streptophyta, Magnoliopsida, Solanales, Solanaceae. Gene Ontology annotation, biological process: rRNA processing; siRNA processing. Gene Ontology annotation, molecular function: ribonuclease III activity; RNA binding; DNA binding.